AUGAUGGUGGAUGUAGAUCUGAGCCCCAUGUGCCAGGAGACCAUAUGGGAAGCUUUCAAGAUCUUCUGGGAUCGCCUUCCGGAGCAAGAAGAGUACCAAAGUUGGAUGAGCCAAUGCCAGGAAGGCACAGUGAUGGCACGAGACAUUGGCAGCCAUUUUAGUCAAUCAAAGGAGCAUCAGGACCUGGUUAAACAGAGAAUGUCCCAUGCAGGUUUGAAAAGUGAGCCAACCAGGUCCUGGCAGCAUAUGUGCAGCACACCAGUGCCAGCAGCUCCAGAACCUGUUGAAGCUCCUGUUUUAGAAGAGGUAGGAAAAGGAAUGGAGGAUCUCGUUUCAUCAAAAGUGGAAGAAAGUCCACUGUUCAAUGACAUUACCGUGCAGCCUACAACGGCCACUGUGCUAGAACAGGUGGUGGAACUGAGCAUCCUUCUGACUGCAGAGAUGUUCAGCAAUGAGCUUAACAAUCCAGCCAGCCUCAAGUACCAGACUCUUAGCAGACAUCUUGCUGAAAAGAUAGAAGAUGCUCUUCAGGGGCUUCCUGGAUUUAAGAGUGUGUCUGUAAUCGACUUCAGGGUUGAUGGCAUCAUUGUGGACUAUGCAGUCACAGUGGAGGUGAAUGGAGCAGGAGUGAGCUCUGAACAACUGAACUACCUGACCCUGCAGUCGAACCUGGUGGAGAACUCUUAUCAUGAGACUGAGGAGCACUCCACUGUGGUCUACACCACCAGCGAGGUCAAAAAACUUUUCACUGAAGCCUUUGACAUCAACGAUAUAGAGACUGUGUCUGAGAUUCCUGCACCCGUCAGCACUGCAGACAGAGCCACGACUUCACCAGUACGAGAAGCGGAUGAGCUCACUGGGAAGGAUGAAGCUUUGAGGAUUAGAUUGGCUCUUGCUAUAAUCAUCCACUGCUAUUCUGGGGCAAAGACACCAGUGCACCACACUACUCAGAGUCCAGAAGAGAGACUAGUCAUAUGA
This is a messenger RNA of Melanotaenia boesemani (Boeseman's rainbowfish), 978 nucleotides long. RefSeq names its product interphotoreceptor matrix proteoglycan 2-like. NCBI's taxonomy places the organism in Eukaryota, Metazoa, Chordata, Actinopteri, Atheriniformes, Melanotaeniidae. Gene Ontology annotation, biological process: visual perception. Gene Ontology annotation, molecular function: hyaluronic acid binding; heparin binding. The transcript is spliced from 11 exons. The record is from RefSeq and is a predicted model, not a curated record. The coding region runs from base 1 to 978 and encodes 325 amino acids.